This is a messenger RNA of Jaminaea rosea, 2933 nucleotides long. RefSeq names its product Metallo-dependent phosphatase. Lineage: Eukaryota; Fungi; Basidiomycota; Exobasidiomycetes; Microstromatales. Gene Ontology annotation, biological process: fungal-type cell wall organization; calcineurin-mediated signaling. The transcript is spliced from 4 exons. The record is from RefSeq and is a predicted model, not a curated record. Gene Ontology annotation, cellular component: cytoplasm; calcineurin complex. Bases 282 to 2477 code for a protein of 731 amino acids. Gene Ontology annotation, molecular function: calmodulin-dependent protein phosphatase activity; calmodulin binding.
CAUCGAUGGCUGCUUCCUUCUGCCACCCAACACAUCACUAUCACCUCGCGAUUUGAUCAAGAAGAGGCGGGUAGCAGUACAGUAGUCAUCGCUUUCUAGACUGGACCUCUUUAGCUUUACGACUCGACACACCUCUGCCUCUUAACCACCUGGACUCGACUGGACCUCUUUCGCGCGUGCGCCACUGGAUCACGACCUCAUCUCGACAAUUACGACGGCUACCGCGGCAAUCGGUUUAGCAUUACCUCCCCUGCUUCUUCUUCUUCUCCACUCACGUCGCCAUGACACAGAAGUCAGAGAUCUACCAGAAGGCCUUUGGCCAGAUUGCCAACCGCCACACGGCGCCAGCACCGGAGAUCGACUUCACCAUCCACACGCAAGAUGACGGCACCACAGUCUCGACGCAGGAGCGAGUCAUCAAGGACGUGCAAGCACCUGCUUUUCGAAAGCCUACAGACGAGGAGUUCUUUUCCCAGCAAGACCCCACAAAGCCGGACAUUGCCUUUUUGAAGAACCACUUCUAUCGCGAGGGGAGGCUCACAGAUGAGCAGGCGACGUUCAUUCUGCGUAGGGCGACGGAGAUCCUCAAGCAGGAGCCCAAUGUCCUCGAGGUCGAUGCUCCCAUCACGGUUUGCGGUGAUAUCCAUGGACAGUAUUUUGACUUAAUGAAGCUCUUCGAGGUCGGUGGUAACCCGGCGGACACACGAUACCUCUUUCUCGGCGAUUACGUUGAUCGUGGAUACUUUUCGAUUGAGUGCGUCCUGUACCUCUGGGCGCUCAAGAUCUGGUACCCAGACACCCUCUUCCUCCUCCGCGGCAACCACGAGUGCCGCCACUUGACCGACUACUUUACCUUCAAGCUCGAGUGCAAGCACAAGUACUCGGAGCAGAUCUAUGACGAGUGUAUGGAGUCCUUCUGCACGCUGCCCCUCGCUGCCGUCAUGAACAAGCAGUUCCUCUGCAUUCAUGGCGGCCUGAGCCCGGAGCUUCAGACACUUGACGACCUUCGUGCAGUCAAUCGAUUCCGCGAACCUCCAACACACGGCCUCAUGUGCGACGUCCUCUGGGCAGACCCACUCGAGGACUUUGGCACAGAGAAGACCAACGAGAGUUUCGUCCACAAUCACGUCCGCGGCUGCUCCUACUUCUUCACAUACCAAGCCGCAUGCCAAUUCCUCGAGCGCAACAACCUCCUCUCCAUCAUUCGAGCCCACGAAGCCCAAGACGCCGGCUACAGGAUGUAUCGCAAGACAAAGACUACGGGCUUCCCUUCGGUCAUGACCAUCUUCUCAGCUCCCAACUACCUCGAUGUCUACAACAACAAGGCCGCAGUCCUCAAGUACGAGAACAACGUCAUGAAUAUUCGCCAGUUCAACUGUACGCCUCACCCGUAUUACCUGCCCAACUUCAUGGACGUCUUCACCUGGAGUCUGCCCUUUGUCGGUGAGAAGAUCACGGACAUGCUCAUCUCGAUUCUCAACGUCUGCAGCAAGGAGGAGCUCGACGAGGAAGAGGCCGAGGAGGAGGCAGAAGAGCAAGCAGCGCUCGCCGCCGAGCAAGAAGCAGCAGCAGCAGCAGCCGCAGCAGCAGCAGCAUCUCAAGCUCAGGCCUCAUCCUCAGCAGCAAACGCAGGCGACGACUCUAUGAUGGAAGACGUGGACGGCGUCAUCCCCAGCGGCGAGGCAGAGGACGGCUCGGAGGAGCGUCGCGCCGUCGUCAAGCAGAAGAUCCUCGCCGUCGGCCGCAUGUCCCGCGUCUUUGCUCUUCUCCGUGAAGAGGCCGAGCGAGUGUCCGAGCUCAAGAGCGUUGCCCCCUCCGGCAAGCUCCCCUAUGGCAGCCUGGCAUCGGGAGCAGAGGGCAUCAAGGAGGCCAUCACGAACUUUGACGAUGCGCGCAAGGUGGACAUCGAGAACGAGCGCCUGCCCCCUGAUCUCAUCGAUGCGGACGAGGCGAGCUUGGCGUCGAUCGAGGGACGAGGCAGCAGCAGCUUCGAUGAGUCGCGUUCUGGUGGUGGAAUGACCGAGGCUAGCGCUCCUACGACUCCUGGCUCGCCGGGAGGCCCUUCCCCAUCAUCGCCUGGCGCUCCAGCCGUCUCCGCCGGAGGAGGCUACGUCCCCACCAACCGCCCAGGUCAUCGUCGCGGACACUCGCGCACCUCUUCGCUCGGUACGACGAACACCUCUUCGCCCUCGAAUCGCCGUCGCUCGUUGGAGUCUACGGUUAACAUGAUCCGUGAAGCUCUUGCAGGAGAGGAGGGAAUCGAUGAGAGUUCAUUUGAGAAGUUGGCAGACUCUGUGGCUAGCCCAGCGAGUCCCAAGGUUGGCGGAGGGGAGGGCUCGAGGAGGAGCGGGAGCAUCAAGAGGGCACAGCAGGCUGGGGCUGGCGUUGGGGGAGGAGGGAUGUAUCAGCAGCAGAAUAGCGGAUUGCCGAGGGGUGGAGGAGCGCCAACUUCAGGUGGCGGUGGUGGUGGGGCGUGAGGGCAGUAGCCAGCCCACGUCUCAGAACCACGACUCUUCCUCAUUACCAACUCUGCUCCGCUCAAACCAACACUUUCUCUUUUUGUACCAUUCCUUUGCUUCUCAUGUUUCUCUCUCUUGCGCCCACUCUCUACGCUCCUUACAAAGCCAUUCUAUGGUCUUUUCGACUCAUUGCAAGUGGUCGCUACUCCGGGGACGAGGUGCAGACUGGAGAGGAGCAGAGGAUGAUGGGUGCAUGUUAUUGAGUAGACUAGCGAGAGCGAGCGACAAGCUAAGGAGCGCGCCAAGGGUUGUGUGUCAAGAGCGGGAAGACAAGAGCAGGUCCGCCGUCGAGACGGGAAUGGGGAUGUGGUGUGCGUAGAAAAACAUUGAGCGGAUCGACGAGGGCGGCCGAGGUAAGGAGAUGGCCCGGUCGGGCGUCCAGAUUGCGGAGACAAGGGGCUUGCAAAAGAUCAG